AUGUCCAAAUCAAAUGCCCUUAGAAACUCAUUCAUCCCCAAAAGAAGUCCCAUAGUCAUCUCAAGAAUCCUGCAAAGACUCACAACGGAUUCAUUAAUAAACAUUUGCUUAUUAUGGUGUUCAAUGCCAUUAACACAACCAAGACCAUCUUUGGAAAUAUUAGAAGAAUUGGAAACUGAUUUAGACCAAUAUAUCCAGGAUUUCAAGGUUUUGUUACAAUCAUAUAAAGAUAAAACCAAAAAUACCAACAAAAGAAGAAUAAUUGAUAAAUUAUUAGUUGAUAUUUAUCCAAAUGGGUUGAAUUUACUACAAUAUGCACAGAUUGAUUCACAAUUAAUAGUGGAGAAAUCCCAAGGAUUCUUAUGGCAAGUUUCCCAACUGGUUAAUAGUCAAGAUGAACCACACGUUUUAAACCUACAUGAUCCUCAAUUGUUUUUGGAAAGACUAGUUCUUGGAUUAUCAAAUUAUUUCAUGAAUCAUAUUUAUAUAUCACAUCAUCCUCAUUACCCUUUAACAAUCAUCAGAAUCCAAUUAUUUGACCUAUUACACACCUCCACCACUUCAAACUCCAUAAACAACUCACUCGUGUCAAGGAAACCGUUCCUGAUCUCACUACCUCACAACUCAUCAAACAUUAUACAUUCACCCAUAACAAAUGAUCAAACAUCUUCAAUAAUACUACAAUCAAUAUCAUUCGCUCUGUCUUCCCCAACAAAACAACUAAGAAUCAUAUCUAACCCUUCCUCAACACUAUUGAAAAGCUUGGAAAGUCUACACAUCAUCCAUGGUAAUUCAAGAUUCUCAUCAUCUUUAGGCAUAUGGACGCCCUACGCAGAUGGGGCCAUUGAUAUUUCCCCCUUUGAUGAUCCUGAGACUCAUCAAACUUUACAAAAAGAGGAGACUCCGAUGGAUCUGGAUGAGAAGAGGUGUAAGGUUGCACAGUUGAGGUUUAAAGGAUCCCUUGAUGGGUUGCAAAGUGAUGUGUUGUAUGAAGAUAAUAAACCAUUCAAGAAGAGGAAAGUUAAUGAAGAGUUGAGAAAUAUCGAUAAGAAUGAAUACAGUUCAAUCACACCUAUACAGACUGCCCAAUUUGAAUUGAUUAGUGAUUUCAAUAAUGAGAGACCUAGGUUGAAAUUGAGAUUUAAUGGGAAUGACGUAUUUGCAGGAUUACAUGAACUAUGUGCAGAUGGGUUAAUAAAUCCAGAGACCAUUCCAGGUUUCCUAACGGGGGAAGAAGGUUUACAAAAUGGGGUUGUUGAGGAUGGUGUGUUUAUUCCCAAACAAGCAGGGGCACAAUAUAUAAAUGGUGGGUUGAUUUAA
Messenger RNA from Hansenula anomala, 1320 nucleotides. It is a transcript of the gene CHL4, whose product is annotated as Chl4p. NCBI's taxonomy places the organism in Eukaryota, Fungi, Ascomycota, Saccharomycetes, Phaffomycetales, Wickerhamomycetaceae. The transcript has a single exon. Bases 1 to 1320 code for a protein of 439 amino acids. The record is from RefSeq and is a predicted model, not a curated record. Gene Ontology annotation, biological process: CENP-A containing chromatin assembly; chromosome segregation.